CUCCACAUUCUCAUUCCUACAAGCCAAAAGACUCUCUCCUCGCUAUCUCCACCCCAGCAAUGAGCAGCCGUAGUUUUGUGUUUUCAGGGGGCUCCAUGAGUGGACGAUCCCUACGGGGAUCCUCUCUAGGAAGCAGUUUAAUGAGUGGUGGUGGUGGCAGCGUGUAUGGGGGUGCAGGGGGGUCUGGGGUCCGUAUCUCAACUGUAUCACGUUCCUUUGCAGCCGGUGGUGGUGGCGGUGGUGGAGCAGGCUAUGCUUUUGGUGGAGGCUUUGGUGGGGGCCAUGGUGGAGGCUUUGGUGGGGGCCUUGGUGGAGGCUUUGGAGGAGGUGAUAUGGACCACAAUGUGGCAGUCAAUGAGAAAGCAACUAUGCAGAACCUGAAUGACCGUCUGGCAUCAUACCUGGAGAAGGUGCAUUCUCUGGAGAAGGCCAACGCAGACCUUGAGCUGAAGAUCAGACAGUUUCUAGAGAACAAAACUUCGCCUGCAGCAAGAGAUUACUCUGCUUUCCAGGCCACAAUCAGUGACCUGCAAGAUAAGAUACAAAAUGCCACCUGUGUGAAUGGAGGAAUCUAUCUGGGCAUUGACAAUGCAAAAUUGGCAGCUGAUGACUUCAAAACCAAGUAUGAGAACGAGUUGACCAUGCGUCAGUCUGUUGAAGCAGAUAUUGCUGGACUGAAGAGACUCCUAGAUGAGCUGACAUUGGCAAGAUCAGACCUGGAGAUGCAGAUAGAGGGCUUAAAAGAGGAACUCAUCUUCCUCAAGAAGAACCAUGAGGAGGAUUUGGCAGCCAUGCGCAGUCAGAUGACUGGUUCAGUGAACGUGGAGGUGGACGCAGCUCCUCAGGUGGAUCUGAACCAUGUAAUGGCUGAGAUUCGCGAGCAGUAUGAGUCUGUUGCCGCCAAAAACCAACGUGACCUAGAGGCCUGGUUCCAAACCAAGACAGAGACGCUGAAUAAGGAGGUAGCAGCCAGUACAGAGAAUCUACAGGUGUCCAAGUCAGAAAUCAAUGAGCUUAGACGCACUCUUCAGGGCCUGGAGAUUGAGUUGCAGUCUGCACUCAGUACAAAAGCGUCUCUAGAGGGAACUAUUGCAGACACAGAAGCUCGAUAUUCCAUGCAGCUGGCUAGACUGCAGGCUCAAGUAACCAGUCUGGAGGAGCAGAUUGUUAAACUCAGAGCUGACACAGACAGACAGUCUCAGGAGUACAAAAUGCUGCUGGACAUCAAGACCCGAUUGGAGAUGGAGAUUGCAGAGUACAGGAGACUGCUUGAUGGAGGAGCAAGCAGUAUCCCCAGCACCGGUGGUGGCUCUACCAGUGCCGUCGGGGUGAAGACCAUUGUGGAAGACAUUGUUGAUGGCGAAGUGGUUUCAUCUACUACAAAAUAAAUGCCAGUCUCCAUCAAAUACUGCUCGUCCACACGUCAUACCAGCACUGUGAUGUGCUUUUAUUAAAAAUAAAAUUGAUGAUGGCACAGAAA
Molecule: messenger RNA, 1480 nt
Organism: Myxocyprinus asiaticus (Chinese sucker)
Lineage: Eukaryota; Metazoa; Chordata; Actinopteri; Cypriniformes; Catostomidae
Product: keratin, type I cytoskeletal 50 kDa-like
Exons: 7
Coding region: 60-1388 (442 amino acids)
Molecular function (GO): structural molecule activity
Source: RefSeq, a predicted model, not a curated record